AGUUGAGUACAGAUUAUCAAACAUGGAGAAUCCUCAUCGAUUGUCGGACAACCUGGAGCCCUGGAGCCACCUCCACGGCAAAGUCGUCAUGGUUACCGGCGCUUCCUCUGGCCUCGGCCGCGAGUUGUGCUUAGACUUAGCUAAAGCCGGCUGCAGAAUCGUAGCCGCCGCUCGCCGCAUCGACCGCCUUCAGUCCGUGUGCGAUCAAAUCAACCAGCUCUCCAUCACCGCUCCUUCUUCAUCAUCUUCUGUUGCUGAUAGUGGGACUGGUGGAGGCCCGAGGGCUGUGGCCGUGGAGCUGGAUGUCAGCGCCGAUGGCCCAGCUAUCGAGAAGUCUGUGAACAAGGCUUGGGACGCGUUUGGGCUCAUCGAUGCCCUUGUUAACAAUGCCGGUAGAGGUAAUGUGAGUUCUGCAUUGGACCUGUCUGAGGAGGAAUGGAAUCAUGUUUUCAGGACAAAUUUAACGGGUUCCUGGUUGGUAUCAAAGUUUGUUGCUAUACGCAUGCGAGAUGCUGAUCAGGGAGGGUCAAUCGUCAAUAUAUCUUCCAUUGCUGGUCUUAAUCGUGGAUAUUUGCCUGGAGCUACAGCAUACAAUUGUUCAAAGGCUGGUGUAAACACCUUAACAAAGACUAUGGCUAUGGAGCUGGGGGUACACAAAAUCAGAGUGAAUGCAAUAUCACCUGGACUUUUCAGAUCGGAAAUUACGGAGCGUCUAAUGGAAAAAGACUGGCUGCACAAUGUGGCUAUGAAAACUGCCCCUUUAAGAACAUUUGGCACUUCAGAUCCAGCAUUGACAUCGCUAGUUCGAUAUUUGGUACAUGACUCUUCUGAAUAUGUCUCUGGCAACAUUUAUAUUGUUGAUGCAGGAGCCACCUUGCCGGGUGUUCCUAUUUUCUCUUCCCUCUGAAUUUUCAUGUAGAUUUAUUUUCAUGUGGAACAAAAAAGAGUAGAGAAAUAAACAAACGUACAACAAAUAUAUAUUGUACCACCCCUGGCAAGUUGAAGAUUCAAGAAUAAUAGAAUGUACGGCUGAAUUCAUUUUUGUUGGCUUA
Molecule: messenger RNA, 1052 nt
Organism: Malus domestica (apple)
Lineage: Eukaryota; Viridiplantae; Streptophyta; Magnoliopsida; Rosales; Rosaceae
Molecular function (GO): oxidoreductase activity
Source: RefSeq, a predicted model, not a curated record